Molecule: messenger RNA, 981 nt
Organism: Thyridium curvatum
Lineage: Eukaryota; Fungi; Ascomycota; Sordariomycetes; Thyridiales; Thyridiaceae
Exons: 1
Coding region: 1-981 (326 amino acids)
Source: RefSeq, a predicted model, not a curated record
AUGCUCGCUGCUACUGCCCGCGGCGACAACACGCCUGCCGCGCUCCCGGUUCCACGCCGUCGCCUCCCGGAACCAGUUGCGCACGACCUUCUGGCCCUCGUCGUCCGUGCACACCGACUCCGGGUGGUACUGCAGGCCCCAGUACGGCCGCCGCGCGUGCCUGACCGCCAUCAGGAUCCGCUCCGCCGCAGCAGCAUCCUUCUCACAUCCACCGCCGCCGUCCCUCUCCUCCUCGACCCACGCCAGCGGCACCAGGGCCGGACACCCCGGCAGAGGCGCCCACCUGCGCGCUUUCCAGUCGGCCUGCGAGAGCCCGUCCUGGCCCACGUCCGCGCACAGGCUGUGGUACAGCGUCGCCUUGAAGUCGCCCACCCCGGCAAAGAUGUCGCCAUCCCCAUUCCCAUUCCCGUUCCCGGCGCCCGCAGCAGUCCCGUCCGUCACCGCCACCCCGCAGUGGUCCACCCUCCGGACCAUGCCGUGCAGGCCCCGGCGCAGCCUCCGUAUCGCCCCGCCGCACGACGCAACGAGGCUCUGGAACCCCAGGCAGAUGCCCAGCACGGGCAGCACGUCCGCCUCGGCCAGGUCCCAGACGCGCCGCAUCAGCCCGACAUCCUCGUCGUUGUCCGGCGAGCCCGGCCCCGGGCCGCAGACGACGGCAUCGUAGUGGCCCAGUUCCCGGCGCAGGUCCUCGGCGAAGGUGGGCGACGCCGGGUUCAGCAGCGGGCUGUCGAUGGGCAGGACGAACACGUCCACGCCGUCCCCCAGCUCCGUCGCCAGCAGCGACGUGAUGUUGUUGGAGAAGGAGUCGUAGGCGUCGAGGAAGAGGAUCCGCCGCCUCGGCACCAUGGUCACUUUUCUGGACCCAACUGCCGACCCGAUGUACCGGCAGUUUUACCCUCGAUGCACGACAGGGAGCAGAGCCAAUCCCAUAACACCGAUUCUCGUCUGGGCGAGAGAAAGAGGAACAAAAGCCCCCCUUAG